Messenger RNA from Adineta ricciae, 1002 nucleotides. The record is from the annotation of a GenBank genome assembly. NCBI's taxonomy places the organism in Eukaryota, Metazoa, Rotifera, Eurotatoria, Adinetida, Adinetidae.
AUGGAAGUCAGACAUUCUACGAGUUUAACAAACAAUCUUUCACGACCAACAAUCGCUUUGUCGGAAGAUGAGCGAGAGAUCAGUCCCGGUCGAACAACAUCGCGCACUCGAAAUUCCAAAACCAAUUCUUCACGUGAUAAGAAAAACACACGAAGCAGACCUAAAAAAUAUCGACCUCCUCUCACGCGAACCACUCAAGUCAUGUCCAAUGCAAUUCGUUUUGUAGAUGAAUGUCAUCUUAAAUCCAUAUCAUCUGAUCAAAUCGCCGGCGAACAUCCGCACAAUGUUCAGAGACCUACAAUACGUCAGGCACGCAUGUCGUUCGACGAAACAAAGAUGAAUGAAAAUCUUAUCAGAACUCGAAUACUCUCGUCGGAAGAAGUCGAAGAGAAAAUGACGCGUUUGGAAGAAAAACUCAAGGGCGAUCAAGAACUAGACAUGACUGGAAUCCUUAAUUUAUCCUCGAUGAACUUAAUCGACAAUGAUUUAUCAUUGAUUAUUCAACAAAUAUUCUACAAUCAACGAAAGCACUGCACCGGAUUGAUCCUUCGCAAUAAUUUCAUCUCGUCUGCUGGAGUAAAAAUGCUUGUUGAAGAGCUACUUCUCACAAAAACCAACCUGAAAUUUCUUUCUCUAGCAAACAAUUCUAAUGUAGGUGAUUCAGCUGUUGUAGAGUUAAUUCGUUACUUAGAAAUCAACCAUUGUUUAACUCUUCUGGCUUUACCACAAACAGGUAUUACGGAUUAUGGUGUUCGACUGUUAGCUGAUGUUCUCUGUGGCAUCAAUACAGAUUUUAUGUGUUCGACAUUGGAAAAAUUGGAUAUUUCAUUCAAUAAAUUCAUCACUGAUCAAUCGUUGGAAGCCUUGUUGAAUAUUGUUAUGCAAAAUGAAACAUUGAAAGAACUUUCUAUACAACAUUGUAGUAUGUCGGAUGAAAUUUUACAAGAACUGAAACAAUCAAAUACGAGAAAAAGAAAAAGAAAAUUGAUAUUUUCUGAAUGA